AUGAAGAUCACAAACAUCAAAAAUGGUAUCGACAUCGCUGACAUUGUUGUGGUGAAUAGGUUCUGGCUUGUGUGCACGCGGAGAUGUGCGACAGUCCUCAAGUUUCUAUUGCCGCUCAGGUUUACGCUCCAUCGGGUGUUGUGGGAGAGCGAACGAGUAGUAUUUAUAGAGCCCACUUAG
This is a messenger RNA of Chondrus crispus (carragheen), 180 nucleotides long. RefSeq lists its product as hypothetical. The record is from RefSeq and is a predicted model, not a curated record. The transcript has a single exon. NCBI's taxonomy places the organism in Eukaryota, Rhodophyta, Florideophyceae, Gigartinales, Gigartinaceae. The coding region runs from base 1 to 180 and encodes 59 amino acids.